Messenger RNA from Pocillopora meandrina, 1633 nucleotides. The record is from the annotation of a GenBank genome assembly. Lineage: Eukaryota; Metazoa; Cnidaria; Anthozoa; Scleractinia; Pocilloporidae.
AUGGGAUAUAAUGUAUCGAUUAAUGCAGGAAUAUUAAACCACUUUGGAACAGCAGUUUUGAGAGUGGGUGACACCUUAAUUCGAUCAAGCUUUGGAUUAAUUACCAAUUCAAGGGUCAGGUGCUCCAGUAAACUCAUUUAUCGCGGACGUACUGCAGUGGACUUUUUCAAUCCAGCCCCCUUGCUACUUGGACUCAAAGUUAACCUCAUUAGAGAAAUCUUAUAUGGUCUCGUUGACGAGCUAGCCCAGCUCCCGGAUAAGUAUGUAUCAAAGCAGUUUAAACAAUAGGUUGAACUACACAUGCCUUUUCAUCGGUUCUUAUGCAUAGAUGACGUCGAGUAUAUUCUAUAUUGUCGUGCUUGUGUGCUGUAGUCAGUCCCAAAAUACGUCAAAAUGUUGAUAGAAUAUAAGUCACAAACUCGGCUGCGCCUCUUGUGCCAAUUUUUUGUUCCUGUCAUACUUUGCUAUAAUCUGUAAUUUACUGGUGAACAGGCACUCGGAAACAUAGCAUCUACUCAUUAAAAAUACGUUUUGCGAGAUUGUUUGGCUGCAAGGAUGAUGAAGUGUUGACAGCCUGAGUGGAGCUGGUUCGGGCCAAUCAAGGUAAUUUGGGAUUAUCAACUGAGUUGAUAACGAGAAUUGACCUCCGUAAGGAGUUUAUAUGCUGACGUUUCAAGCAUUAGCCCUUCAUCCAUUCGCUCUGACGAAGGGCUAAUGCUCGAAACGUCAGAUUUUUAACUCUUUACGGUGACUAAUUUAAGUCAUCAACUCAGUUGAUAAUACCAAAUAUCCCUGUUAUAAUCUCACCGACGUAGCACUACAGUUUCUUCAGAAACUUACCUCCUUUAGCCAGAUUCAAGAUAGUUUAGAACGAAGUUUUGUUAAACCAAGGCCAAUUUAAAAAAUAUAUUUAUAUUUAACAAAGAGAACGCUUGAAAGUACUUGUUAUCUAGUUUUUAACUAGGUUUCUCAAAGUCUCACCAAUCCAAGAUUCCUACGUUCAAUAAAAUAGUUAACUAAUUAUGAUGAAAUUUUCUUCCUCAGGAACUUUGUUGACGUCAUAAGAGAACGUGUAAUAAUAGAAGGACCAACUAUUGAUGGUAUUGUUGGCGAUCUUCCGGCAAUAAACAUUCACCGCGGUAGGGAUCACGGCUUACAAACGUUCGUAAAAUUCCGCGAGAUUUGUGGAGCAGGCCCAAGUAAUAACUUUAGUCAACUUCGUAAUACCAUAAAUUGCCCAGAGAUCAUGAAACUGAGACAAGCCUAUGAAAAUGCAAAAGACAUCGAUUUAUUUGUAGGCGGCAUCCUCGAGUUUCCCACUCUUGGAAGCGUGCUAGGUUUUACGUUCACCUGUCUUAUGACCAAGCAGUUUGGACAUCUGCGACAUGGUGAUCGAUUCUGGUAUGAAAGAAAUGACCCUAUUGCCGCAUUCACUCUUCCUCAGCUUGAAGAGAUACGAAAGACGUCAUUGUCCCGAGUAUAUUGUGACAAUACAGACAACGUGAUCUUCAUUCAGAAAAAUGCCUUUAAACUCCGAACUGGUAACAACGGAGACAAUCCUGUAAUCGAUUGUGACUUUAUUCCCAGAGUGAACUUGGAAGUUUUUCGGAGAGGAGGAAGAGCCCAUUGGUAG